AUGUGCGCUAAACACCAUCAUAUUUCUGAUAGACAAAUAUUAGCAAAUUAUACAUAUGAACAACCACAGAUUAUCACUGAACCAAAAUCAGAUUGGCAUUAUCGAAGUUUGAAAGAUUUAUUAAAAAAUCACAUCCCUCUUCUAUCUGGUGAAGGUCCUCAACGAACACCAAUCCGAGUACAAAUUCCUGAAAAAUCUAUGCGACCAAUGUAUCUCGCUAUUGCAGUCGUAACUCAAGAUCACAAAUUUCAUGAUUCUAAAGUAAUUGUACCACCAAAAACACACUCAACAUCGAAUGAUUUUGAUCGAUUGCCGAAUAAUGAUAUAAUCAAAAAAAUAGAAAAUGAAUUUUAUUCAAUUUUGGAAAUUCUUCGAAUAGCUACAGAUCCUAUUCAAGUUGAAGAAGUUGACGAUGUUCCAUCGAUGGAAACUGACGAAAAGCAAUGCUUUGCAGCAUCGAGUGAUACAUGUAAUACUCAACAUCGGAAAAGAAUUCGUACCUCUCCAUCUUUAUUAAGUCAAACCAAGUCAUCAAGUGAAUUAGAAUUUUUAACAACAACAGCGAGCACUCAAAACGUUAACAACGAAUUACCACAAUAUGGUGCUCCAAAAGUUUUAACUGAACCAAAUCGUUAUCAACGUGUUCGCAUGCUUAGUGAUCUUGAAGAUGGUCGUUGUCCUAUAAUACAAGCAGGUGGUGAAGACGCUGCACAACGAACUCAUGUUGAGAUUCAGGUACCAAAAGAUGAUAACACUGAACUUUUUGUUCGUGUUAGAGCUGUUACGGUGAAUAAUGAUAAGCAUCACUUCAAAGCAGUCAUACGAAAAAAUCCAUCGAUUGAUGCAUCAUCAAUUCAUCAUGAUGGCGAGCGAAGGUGUUUAAAAUUUAAUAAGAAUGAUUUCGAUCGAGAAGCUGACUGUACAUAUCUUCCUAUUAGUCUUAAAGAACGUAAAAAUGGCAAAAAAGAAAUAUUAGCCUAUCUGAUAACUAAGAAACGACAAGGAUCUCAGGAUCAAAAGUUGUUUAAAAAUGGAAUUUUUCAUUUAUGUAAACUUGAAUUUGGUUUAUGUGUUGAAUGUGGUCACGAUGAAUACAAGCUUGUCUCCACAGUUUCCUAUUCAUCAAUUAUUGAAGAUAGUAAUAUUUAUAUUUAUCUAACAUAUUGUAAUGAAUUUUAUAUUAAUUAA
This is a messenger RNA of Rotaria sp. Silwood1, 1188 nucleotides long. The record is from the annotation of a GenBank genome assembly. Lineage: Eukaryota; Metazoa; Rotifera; Eurotatoria; Philodinida; Philodinidae.